ACAGGUAUUGGAAAGAAUGUCAUCUGUGAGAAAGCUGCUACCUCUGUGGAUGCUUUCAGAAUGGUCACGGCUGCCAGGUAUUACCCCAAACUCAUGAGCCUUGUAGGCAAUGUCCUCAGAUUUCUACCAGCUUUUAUCAAAAUGAAACAAUUAAUAGAGGAGCAUUAUGUAGGCAGUGUGCUCGUCUGUGAUGUACGAGUGUAUUGGGGGAGCCUUCUCAGCCAAAAAUACAAUUGGAUCUGUGAUGAACUGAUGGGUGGGGGUGGACUGCACACAAUGGGAACUUAUAUCAUAGACCUCCUCACUCAUCUGACAAGUCAGAAGGCAGUGAAAGUCCAUGGCUUGCUGAAAACAUUUGUGAAGCAGAACUCUGCUAUCAGUGGCAUCCGCCAUGUCACCAGCGAUGACUUCUGCUUUUUCCAGAUGCUAACGACCGGAGGCAUCUGUAGCACAGUGACUCUGAACUUCAACAUGCCUGGAUCAUUUGUCCAUGAGGUUAUGAUUGUGGGAUCAUCUGGACGCCUUAUAGCACGUGGGACAGAUUUGUAUGGCCAGAAGAACACUGCUUCCCAGGAGGAGCUUUUGCAUGCAGACUCUUUGAAUGUCAAUGCAGAGCUUUCUGAGAAAGGAUUCAAAGACAUGCCACUGUUGUACCUCAAAGGGAUGGUAUACCUAGUACAAGCACUUCGUCAUUCCUUCCAGGAGCAGGAAGACCAGCGAACAUGGGAUCCUAAGCCAGUUGCAAUGGCAGCUUCUUUUGAGGAUGGCCUCUACAUGCAAAGUGUAGUAGAUGCUAUUAAAAAAUCCAACCGGUCUGGGGACUGGGAAAUUGUAGAGCUAAUGACUGAAGAGCCAGAUGCAAAUCAAAACCUCUGUGAGGCAUUACAGCGAAAUAACCUAUAAUAGAGAGACUCCCAGAGAGCAGAAUCAAUUUGAAAUAUACAUAAAUAAUUAAGAUGGAUAUGUUCAAUUAAUGAUGAGAAGGAGGAAGAAUGGGAAAUCAUAC
Messenger RNA from Pogona vitticeps (central bearded dragon), 1006 nucleotides. Lineage: Eukaryota; Metazoa; Chordata; Lepidosauria; Squamata; Agamidae. The record is from RefSeq and is a predicted model, not a curated record.